CUAGAAGCGCUCAGUGCAAACGAGAAUGUUGGUGGUGAUAAAACAAUGGGGAAGGGCGACGACGGGAGUUCUGACGACGCCCACACUCCGCUACAGUCUCCCAGAUCGCAUAACACCAGUCGCGACGACGAGGACUCCUCGAACGCCAACGAAUCCGACAAAAGUCCAAACACGAGAGCGAAAGAGGAAACGCAAGGAUUUGUGGAGGAACCGCAGAAAGGGCCGACACAAAGUUGGAAGAAUUUACGUGCAGUCAUGGCUUGCUAUCAUUCACUGCGUAAAAUCAAGAGAACGAAAUCCAAUCAGCGAUGGAUGAAGCUAAGGACGACGGUGCAAAUAUCGUCGGCGAUGCAAAAGAAACCCCCUCUGAAACGAGAAGAUUCGUUUUUGAAGAGGUUUUCCACGCGCCAAAUUCCGGAAACGCAGGAAACGGUCGAGGAUACGGGCAGCGAGGGCGGCAAUGCUGACGAUUCGAAAUCGGCGCCGCGCAGACGACGAAGGAUAAAAAGGAAACCGCUGACCGUCGUCAAUCCCGACGAGAAUUUCUACUUCUACUGGCUGAUGGUCGUUACCGUUUGUUUACUGUACAACAUGUGGACGUUGAUAGUGCGGCAGAGUUUUCCGGAGUUUCAGGUGAUGCUCUCUAGGUUUUGGAUUUCGUGCGAUUUAAUUAGUGACGUUGUGUUCGUUUUCGAUAUCGGAGUGCAAUUGCGUACCGGUUACUUAGAGCAGGGUCUAAUGGUGUACAAUUAUAAAAAAUUAGCGGGACAUUACUUAAAAUCACGUGCCUUUCUUUUGGAUUUGGCGGCCCUAACCCCCUUAGAUAUCUUACAAGUGCAAAUUGGAGUGCAUCCGAUUUUGAGGUUUCCUAGGUUUUUUAAGGUUUAUCGCUCCGUUAAAUUUUAUUAUAUCGUUGAGUCGCGCACAGUAUGGCCUAAUCUAUGGAGAGUGAUCAAUCUAAUACACAUCCUUCUGAUCCUCGCCCAUUGGUUCGGCUGUUUUUAUUAUCUACUAUCGGAAGCUGAGGGCUUUCAGGGUGAUUGGGUGUAUCCAUACCGUCCAGGUGAUUAUGCAACAUUAGCUAGAAAAUAUUUAGGUUCACUUUAUUGGUCUACUUUAACUCUCACAACCAUUGGAGAUCUUCCAACCCCAGAAACAAACGCUGAGAAUAUCAAGUCGGUGGACGGCCCUCGGUCCCUGCCGCGUCGAGGCAUCAAAUCACGCUUGCUUCAGUUCCGAACAAAUAAAGGAUAUGUGUUCACAAUUGUAAGUUAUUUAAUUGGAGUAUUUAUCUUUGCUACGAUCGUAGGACAGGUAGGAAAUGUGAUAACUAAUCGUAACGCCAAUCGUCUGGAAUUUGAACGCCUUCUCGACGGUGCUAAAACGUACAUGCGACACCACAAGGUUCCCGGCGGAAUGAAGCGGAGGGUGUUGAGGUGGUACGACUACUCGUGGUCGAGGGGUCGAAUCCAGGGCGGGGGCGACAUAAACACCGCCCUCGGAUUGCUCCCCGACAAGCUGAAGACGGAGCUGGCGCUGCACGUCAACUUGAGCGUGCUGAAAAAGGUGACGAUAUUUCAAGAGUGUCAGCCGGAAUUUCUCCACGAUUUAGUUCUAAAGAUGAAAGCGUACAUCUUUACGCCCGGCGAUUCCAUCUGCCGUAAGGGAGAGGUGGCGCGGGAGAUGUUCAUCAUCGCCGACGGCAUCCUGGAGGUGCUUAGCGAGAACGGCAAGGUGCUCACCUCGAUGAAGGCCGGCGAUUUUUUCGGCGAGAUCGGCAUUCUGAACCUGGACGGUCUUAACAAGCGCACGGCUGACGUCCGAUCCGUCGGCUACUCCGAGCUGUUCUCGCUGUCGCGCGAGGACGUGCUCGCCGCGAUGAAGGACUAUCCGGAGGCCCAGGAGAUCUUGCAGAAUUUAGGGAGGAAGAGACUGAUGGAGGUGAAGGCCUCCGCGAAACAGGCGCACCAUCGCAAGGACUCCCGCUCGGAGCACGGGAACGUCGACAAGGGACUCGUGGGGAAAAUUAGGCACGAAGCCAAGGGGUUAAGAAAGGUGAUUAAAAAGUCGAGGACCCGUCGAUCCGACGACGAGUGUUUAGAGCUGCAGCCACUUCACGCGAAGGAGGAUGGCGGAACCAAGAGCGUCCUCAAGAGGAUGUCGCGGGUGAAAUCGCACGAUCUGAGCCAGGAGGACUCGGGCAGCAACGAACAACCGCAGAGCGAGCCGGUUACGUCACCGCUGGGAGCCGGACUUCCUCUUCUGGCACGAUUGCGAUUGCUCAAGGAGAAACAAGAACAUGAAGACCGUACAAGUUCGGCGAACGCUUCGUUACUAUCGCCGUGUCCGACGGCGGCGAGAAGUCCACCCCUCCCCGACGAACAACCGACCGGUUCCGGUCUGCCGUUUCUUCAGCGGGUGCUCCUCUUGAAGAACAGAGACGAGCCGUUGACGCUCUCGUGCAGUCAGCCGACGAGUCCGACGACGACGACCACGAUCCCGUCGACGGCGAGCAGGAGUUCGAUAUCGUUUCCGGCGAGCUCGUCGAAACCGCUCGCCAUACCGUCAAUUGCUCAUCGCAUUUCGUUUAGGGACCGACUGAAAUUGCACAAGGACAAGGAUAAGGUGCUAACGAUACGCGAGUCGAAGGAGAGCAAGGAGCUGAGGGAGUCCUGUGACAUAGCGGAACCGUCCAGUAUACGUAGUGAUAGCGUUAGUGACAGUGAGAGAUCGACGGAGGCGCCUUGGAGUAAACUGAAGAAGGCGGCGAUCGUGCGCGACGCGAGUGAUCCGUGCUUGGCGCCCGCGAAACCUCGCGAAAAGGCCGUCGCGGCGAAGGAGAGCGCGACCAAAUCGAAGCCCUCCCUGCUCGUGCUGAACCGCGAGGUCAAAAACUAUAAGUCGAUCGAGGACCUCUCCCCCGAGUACGGCGGCCUUCCCUUCGUCAAAAAGCUAAAGAUCUUAAACGAGCGCCAGAAAUUAGCCGAGUUAGAGUCCGAAAUAACGAAACGUAGCUUUAGUUUAGACAUUCCAGACCAGCUGGGCGCGAAGGACGACACGCUGACGAGGUCGCGAUCGGAGGGCAGCAAAAUGCACGAGGAGCGCCCGACCGAUAAACUGCCCUCCAGCCCUUCCCACUCCGAAAGCAAUGAGACUUUGGAGCGCAGGCACCUGAAGUCGAUUCUGAAGAAGCUAUCGGAGGAGGUGCAGGUGCCGAGCUCGGCGCCGCCGGUCGUCGACGCGACCGAGUUCAAGAGACUAAUGCGAGCGCCUACGAUUGAGGGGUAUGCGGCUAGGCAUAGUAAACUAUCUAAGAGUGUUACUUUUAAUAGAGAUACUUUGCCUAGCCCACCCGGGUUGGUUAACGCCCUAGGUGGGUCCCAAAAUAUUUUCCCCGGGCCCAUCCCUCAAUCGGGGAACGGGAUCGGCGAGGAGCGCGAGGAGGAGGGUGGUAAAAUGCACGAGCUCGAGAAGUACGGCGUACUUCUGUCGUCGAAGGCGAAUCAGAUGAGGCUUUUUAAAGGUACGAUAGAGGAGGACUACGGAGAAAUGCUUAUAGCGAUUAAACAGAUAAUGACGAACCAAAUUCAGGAAAUGCAGGAGAAUUUUCAGCAGAAGUUCGUUCGGCUUGAAAAUGAAAUUAAAACGAGGGACCAGAUUAUUAAUCAGCUACGAGCACAUAUCCUAGAUCUCGAAAGGGCAAACGACAGCUCAAUUACGGAGUCAAUCGACACUAUCGCCAGUCGUAUACCAGCCUCGUGGGAGGAUCCGUCGACGAACGAGUCGAUCGAAAUCGAACACCUUCCCCGAUCGAUCUCGCCGCGCCUACACUCGGUAAUAGUCGACGUCGAAUCGGAUACCGACGCCGAAUGCGAGUCCGAGUUGGGCGACUCCUCGGAGCCCGGCUACGAAUCGGGCGAGUACGAGAACAACUCGAAUUGGGAACUCGAAAUGCUCGCCGAUCAGAUGCGGAAGAAGCGUUCGGCCAGCCUCGAUUACGGUAGCACGUCGAAGCCGCCGGUCAGGAGGCGCGUUCUGCGCGGCGGCAGUGCGGACACACACAAGUACGACUGACGCAAAGUGGUUUUUGUUUGGUGCCUAUUAGUAAUCAAAAAGAGUCUAUCGAACGUUAUGAAAGAACCAAAUAUUCUAUUCCUGUUUUUUUUGUAUUAGGAGAAAUUUAUACGUGAUUUAUUUGGACGAUCCCCCCAAUCCCCAACGAUGACGAUGUACAAAAUGAUGUCCUAACAAGUCUUAUGAAUGAUGAAUCUCGCUUAAACAAUAAGAGAAGUAAAAUGACGAAAUGUAUUAUAGAGUGCCAAAUUUUCCGUUUUGAAAACUCUACAAUAUGUGAUUUUCUCUUGUUUUUCAUAAAAACGAGUGCCGACCUAACUAUAGAAUCUCGAAUUUUAGGGAAUUUAAAUUUAAAUCAGCACAAACUCCUCCCCCCUCCCUCCCAGAGAGAAAGUGAUGUUUACGAAUAGUUAUUAUUAUCGCUAUUGGUUGUUACACAAUUUUUACUUACUAAGAGCCAAACUUAAUUCAGUAGAUAGUGAAAUAUUUUUAGAUAAUAAUAAAUUAAAUGAUGUAGAUAUUAUGUAUAAAAAAAAGAAAGGUGAAAUGUUUCUUUCGUAGGAGUAUAAGGUCACAUAAAUUAUAGAAAAAUAAAACAACUAAUUCA
Photinus pyralis (common eastern firefly) is the source of this 4681-nucleotide messenger RNA. RefSeq names its product cyclic nucleotide-gated cation channel beta-3 (gene Cngl). The coding region runs from base 46 to 4074 and encodes 1342 amino acids. Gene Ontology annotation, cellular component: membrane. The record is from RefSeq and is a predicted model, not a curated record. Lineage: Eukaryota; Metazoa; Arthropoda; Insecta; Coleoptera; Lampyridae. Gene Ontology annotation, molecular function: protein-containing complex binding; monoatomic ion channel activity. The transcript has 17 exons. Gene Ontology annotation, biological process: monoatomic ion transport; transmembrane transport.